AUGCUCGCGCUGCUGACUGGCGUACAUGGUUUAGUAGCCCUUGGUACGAGUCGCACACUCUUCCAGCCAGAUGAGUUUUGGCAGUCUUUGGAAGUCGCACAUAAGAUCGUGUUUGGGUACGGCUACCUAACAUGGGAGUGGGCGUCGGCCCAGCCCAUCCGAAGCAUUGCCCAUCCUGCUAUGUUCGUACCCCUGUACUACACAUUGCGUAUGCUUGGUCUCGAUCAUGUGUCAUUCCUUAUGGUAGCUCCACAGCUUCAACAAGCAUUGCUCACUGCAGUGGGCGAUUGGUUUGCCUACCGACUCGUUGUCAAGAUGUUCGGGAGACCCACGGCAUUGGUUUGGAUCAUUGUGCAUCUAUCAUCGAUGUUCUGGCUAUUUACAGCGACGCGGACAUUUGCCAACACGGCGGAAACCGCACUGACGAGCAUCGCGAUGUUUUACUGGCCCCUCUCUCCGUCGGCUGUAGGCCAAUUAACGUAUGCUCCCCAUCUGCGUGACUUCAGGAAGGCCCUCUUUUUUGCGUUUCUGACCGUGCUCUUACGUCCCACCAGCUUGGUAUUCUGGAUGGGAAUGGGACUCCUCACCCUGACCUAUGUUGGCCAUCGCAAACAGGUACUAUGGCAUGUUGUAUGGGAACCACUGUGGAUUGGGGCCCUAGUACUAGGCUUUGGUGUGUGGCUAGACUCCUUGUAUUAUGGAUACUGGACAUGCCCUGCUUUUUCAUUCUUUGUCCAAAACGUCGUUACCAAUGUGUCUGCUUUCUAUGGCGCAAAUGCUUGGCAUUGGUACUUAACGGUGUGCCUUCCUACAUUUCUAACAUGCUUUUUGUGGGCCUUUGGGCACGGGAUCCGAUAUGUGAUCUUCGAGCCUCGGUACGAAAAGGCACGACCUUUGCUGAUACUAUGUGCAUGGACCAUUUUAGUGUAUUCCCUGUUGCAGCACAAGGAAAUCCGCUUCUUGCAACAACUCGUUCCAUGGCUCCAUGUCUUUGCAUCCGUGGGUCUACAGCCCCCUGCAACCAUUACCUCUCUUCGUAAUGCCUGGGCAGUCAUCCCUCGAUGGAUUCGUAUAUGCUUGGUCGCCCAGCUGCCAGUUCUUGUCUAUGUGUGUGCCUUCCACGGACGGGCGCAGGUGGCCGUAACAACGUACUUGCACGCAUUGACACAAUCGGACACGCCACCGAAAAGCAUUGGUUUCCUCAUGCCAUGUCAUUCAACGCCCUGGCAGAGUCAUUUGCAUUCGCCUUCCAUGGAGGCCGGAGGACCGAGUGGGGAUGCCGGCCUCGCGUGGUUCUUGGGCUGCCCCCCUCCUCCAGCUGGCGCCUCAGACUACUGGGAUCAAAUGGAUUUCUUUUACCAUGACCCAGAAUUAUACCUGCUCACACGAUUCCCAGACGAGGUAGACGUAUCGUUCCCUCCUAUGGAUUAUACCUCGAUCACACCCACGGGCAGCCAAAGCCCCUACGAUAAAGGAUGGAGGCAUUCAUGGCCCUCUCAUAUUGUCUUAUUCUCAUCCUUACUGGAUGUCUAUACUAGCAGCGGUACGAUUUUGGAUCUCUUGCGCUCGAAGGGGUAUAGGGAAGGAGCGCGCUUUUGGAACGCUAUUUUCCAUCCUGAUGAAAAAAGGCGGGGAGAUGUCGUAGUAUUGGUUCACUACUCAAUGGGUAUCACGGGGUCGUGA
Malassezia pachydermatis is the source of this 1683-nucleotide messenger RNA. RefSeq names its product glycosyltransferase family 22 protein. Gene Ontology annotation, cellular component: endoplasmic reticulum membrane. Lineage: Eukaryota; Fungi; Basidiomycota; Malasseziomycetes; Malasseziales; Malasseziaceae. The transcript has 4 exons. Gene Ontology annotation, molecular function: alpha-1,2-mannosyltransferase activity. The record is from RefSeq and is a predicted model, not a curated record. The coding region runs from base 1 to 1683 and encodes 560 amino acids. Gene Ontology annotation, biological process: GPI anchor biosynthetic process.